AUGGGUCUUCAUCUUCUCUGGUAUGGUGGCACUCCGAUCGAAUGCUGGGUGAAUCCACACUCGAGGGAAAGUAUGGAAGAGUACAUCGAGAGCUAUUGCUGGAUACAGAACACCUAUUGGGUUCCGAUGUACGAGAAUAUCCCAGACGACCACACAGCUCGAGAAGAGAAACAGAUCGGUUACUACCAAUGGGUGCCGUUCAUACUGAUUGCCGAGGCUCUUAUGUUCUCGCUGCCGUGCAUAUUCUGGCGACUUCUUUCCUGGCAAUCCGGUACGUUCACGUAA
Molecule: messenger RNA, 285 nt
Organism: Cooperia oncophora
Lineage: Eukaryota; Metazoa; Nematoda; Chromadorea; Rhabditida; Trichostrongylidae
Source: the annotation of a GenBank genome assembly